GAAGGCUUCCUCUCAUCUGAGCGUAGUCUCAACCAUAACAGCUGAACUCUCCACCGAAGGGCUGGUGCUCGCAGUUCGACAGAAGCGCUUUUUGAUAUCCAAAACCGUGGGCCUGCUCCUGAUUCCAUGGAAAACUGUCAUCCGCUCGGAAACGCAAUCACUCAGCGGCUGGUUUCCAUUGCUGGAGACAAAGAAGGACCGAGAAGUGUCGGUGCUGGUUUACAUCUCCGUUACUCCUCCAGUCACUGCGCCUUAUCUCUUCAGAAGCGUGAGAGUGAGAGACACGGGAGACGACUGUGCCACUCACAGCCUCCACAGUCACAGAGAAGGCAUGUGGAUAACAAGGAAUGUUUUCGACCACACCGUUGCAGAUACAAGGGUGGGGGGCUUUUGCUAAGGAGCAUUCUCGACACCGAUAAAGUUAUCCAUGUUCACAAAGGAGGGUGGACAUACGACGGUUCUUACAACACUGGCUCCGUAAAUGGUGAAAUUCUAGGAUCUGCGUGGCAACUAGAGAAACCAUCUUCAGUGUCUAGGAGAUGGUCUCUAAUGAACGGGAAGGCUACUUUAACUGUUAGCAGAGAUGUCAAGGAUAAGCACUGGAACAUGAAACCACAGCUCCGCGUUGAAAUGAAAUCCCACGACUGUCCGAUCAUGCUCUUCUCGGGGCGUCACCUGGAAUUUGCUGUUCCUGGUGCAUCCGAGCGACAGGAAGCGUGGUUUGUGACAAUGGUAAGAUUCACAAGAGACGCUCCUCAAGGCAAGGCGACAGCUCUUUUCAACUGGCGAUCUGGUGGCAUGCAGAUUGAUCGCAAUGAGGAUGUGCUGCUUGUGCUUCUUUUAUCGGCAACCAUAAGCAUGUCCGUGUCGGAUAUGCUCGGCAAAGCCAUUCCUUCGUGGACGAAGACGAGUAAACGAGUGAUCGUCUCAGAAGAAGAAGAAGAUCAUUGGGGUGCUGUGACAGUUGAUCGCCGCAAGGACGGAGGCGGAGGCGGAGAGGACGGGGACGGUGGCGGUGAUGAUUGUUUUUGCGGUGAUGAUUGUUUUUGCGGUGAUGGCCAGUGCUGGUAUGACGGAGGUGGUGGAGGUGGUGGUGGCGGAGGCGGGUGUGGCAUCAGCGGAGGUGGGGGAUGUGGUGGAGCAGGAGGUGGCGGAGGGGGAGGAGGAGGAAUUCCUUCAGAAGCGUCAAUGUCGUUGCAACAGAGUGUGGUACCCUUGUUACAUACUUCUGUUUCUGCGGAUGCAGUGUGCGUAAGGCAUGCUGCCAGGACAAAGAACGCAAGAACAAGCUGA
Messenger RNA from Selaginella moellendorffii, 1293 nucleotides. RefSeq lists its product as uncharacterized. The record is from RefSeq and is a predicted model, not a curated record. The coding region runs from base 127 to 1293 and encodes 388 amino acids. NCBI's taxonomy places the organism in Eukaryota, Viridiplantae, Streptophyta, Lycopodiopsida, Selaginellales, Selaginellaceae. The transcript is spliced from 7 exons.